Erythranthe guttata (spotted monkey flower) is the source of this 951-nucleotide messenger RNA. RefSeq lists its product as uncharacterized. NCBI's taxonomy places the organism in Eukaryota, Viridiplantae, Streptophyta, Magnoliopsida, Lamiales, Phrymaceae. The record is from RefSeq and is a predicted model, not a curated record.
GCAUGAGUUAAAAUCAAUGCCCGAAUGUAUCCAUUGUGGUGCUGUCAGAUUUGAAUACGAGCCUCCAACGUUUUGUUGUGGAAAUGGAAAAAUCAAACUUGCACCUAUUGAAGUUCCAGAUGAUUUGUACGAGUUAUUUACCUCUCAAAUAGAAGAUGCAGUUGAAUUUCGAAACAACAUCCGCGUCUUCAAUUGCAUUUUUUCGUUCACCUCAUUUGGUGUCAAGUUAGAUAAGGAGCUUGCAUCUGCACGACGUGGAGUUUAUACUUUCCGAGCACAAGGAAUGGUUUAUCAUGACCUUCCAGGACUAUAUCCAACUGAAGAAGGUCCAAGCAACUUUCAGUUGUAUUUUGUUGAUACUGACAAUGAGGUUGAUAACCGGUUGAAGGUACUACAAAAUCCAUCUUUAUCAGGAGAUACUGUGGAGCGACUUAUCCAAAUCUUGGAGGUAAAUCCAUAUGCAAAAAUCUUCAGAAGAUUAAAGGACUAUCCUGCCAUGGAUGACGUUCAACUCCAUAUAUCUAAAGAUGUGAGAUUAGAUCAAAGAGUAUAUAAUGCUCCAGGAGCGGAUCAAGUUGCAGCUAUAUGGGUUGAAGGAAAUAAUGAAAAUAUACCCUUUGAACAUAACAUCAUAGUUCAUGCACAUUCAGGUCAUAAACAUAGAAUAAGACACUAUUAUGGAUGUUAUGACCCAUUGCAGUAUCCACUUCUUUUCCCGAAGGGUGACACUGGCUGGCACCAGAAUAUUUUCAAAAUUGGUACAAAAAAAUCAAAACAUUCAAGACAAAGUGGCUCUGGGCAGUUGAUGCUUACAAAUGAUGAGGCCUGCACACGAAAACAACAAGGGGAUGGUCCUUCUACGACUACUCAACAAAUCUUCACUUCUGUGGAGGAAGUUCUUUCCCAAGAACAUGAACAAGGUAAUCUUUACUUUAUACAUUAAACAUUAAA